AUGUUGUCAUCAAGAUCCCUCAUACCCGUGCUCGUCGCCGGCAUGCUGCUCACCGGCAUUGGCAAUUCUCUGCUAAACAAGUACCAAGACAUGCAGUGUGUUGCCAACUGCGACUCGCCCGACCCGAAACAGCGUCGAGAAUUCUCCCAGCCAGUGUGGCAGACGCUGCAGAUGUUCCUGGGUGAAUGUCUGUGUUUGUUGCCCGUGCUCUUCCGUUCGUUGUACAAUCGCUUCUCGGUCAACGACGCGCGCGAUGCUGCGCUCAAGAAGCCGCUGUUGCAAGCACCGCCCGAUUCAGGCAUCGUCUUUGACGGAGACUCAUCGCCUCGCACACGCGGUGGAGAUGCUAUCUCGUCCUACGAAGCUACGCGUGGUCGCGUUCACACGGGCGCAACACACGCUCCCACCAACCCAUCCACUCCUGUGCCGCCAUUCGAGUUCGCCUCGCGUGCCAUCCAGCCAGGCGAGCUCGACGAAUCCGAAUUCACCGACCUCAACGAUAGCAGCUACAUCAACGCCGUCAACGCCGACGAGAUUGGCGCGUUCAAGGGCGAGACCAUGUCCGGUAAAGCGAUCGGCUUGUUCUUCAUGCCUGCUCUCUGCGAUAUCUGCGGAACGACGCUGAUGAACGUCGGACUACUCUUCACGCCCGUCAGCAUCUAUCAGAUGACGCGAGGUGCGUUGGUGCUCUGGGUCGGCGUGUUUUCGGUCGCCUUCCUGAGACGGCACUUGCACCUGUUUCAAUGGCUCAGCCUGGUCACUGUCAUGCUCGGCGUUUCGGUCGUCGGCUUAUCUGGAACGGUGUUCAAGUCUCCCGAAGCAUCCGGCUCUCUGGACGGCGAUGUGGACGAUGAACUGACCGAGUCGGCACAAGCAUUGCUCGGUGUGCUCUUGAUCCUGUUCGCACAGCUGUUCACCGCAUCGCAGUUCGUGUUGGAAGAGAAGAUCAUGUCUCGCUACUCGGUCGAGCCUCUACUCGCCGUCGGAUACGAAGGCAUGUUUGGCACCGCGACCACGCUUAUCGCCAUGCCUUUGCUGCACUACUUUGUUGGCUCCACGCCCGAGGGACGCGGCGGAUACUUUGACAUGUCUGCCGGCUUUUACCAGAUCAUCAACGUGCCAGCGGUUCUGGUCUCUUCGAUCGCGAUCUGCUUCACGAUCGCGUUUUUCAACUUUUUCGGCCUCAGCGUCACCCGCAGUGUCUCGGCCACAGCUAGGAGCACGAUUGAUACGUGCAGAACAUUGGGGAUCUGGGUGGUGAGCUUGACGCUCGGCUGGGAGACAUUCAGGCUCAAGUCCGGUAGUCUGCAGGUGCUCGGGUUCGUCCUGUUGGUGUACGGCACAUUUUUGUUCAACGGCAUCGUUAGACCUCCUCGCUGGUGCGAUCCGUUUCGCCGCUCGAACGGAUACACUAGCGUCAGGCCAGAUGAAGACGACGAGACCGAGAUCGAGACCGAGGACGAAACAGCUUGA
Molecule: messenger RNA, 1473 nt
Organism: Mycosarcoma maydis (corn smut)
Lineage: Eukaryota; Fungi; Basidiomycota; Ustilaginomycetes; Ustilaginales
Exons: 1
Coding region: 1-1473 (490 amino acids)
Biological process (GO): pyrimidine nucleotide-sugar transmembrane transport
Cellular component (GO): Golgi membrane; intracellular membrane-bounded organelle
Molecular function (GO): pyrimidine nucleotide-sugar transmembrane transporter activity
Source: RefSeq, a predicted model, not a curated record